GCUCUGGGCCCUAUGACCACCAGCUAGAGUGGGGAGGUGGGCUGCCCAGGGCUGCCCAGGGCUGCCCAGGGCUGCCCAGGGCUGCCGGGGUGGGAAUGGAUAUGCACCAGAGGCCCCUGCAGUUUGUCCAGAGCCUGAGGAGCAGAUGAGUAAUGUCUCAGGGAUCCUGGUAAUGGCUGGAGCACCCCUGGCACCCUCGACCUGGCCACCACCCAGCCCCUCAGCGGCCAUGCCCGUGGCGCCUGCAGGGCCACAGAUGGACCACAUAGGCAACAGCUCCCAGGCAGCCUCCCGGCUCUUCCUCACCACGGCACUGGCCCGAGGUGUCUCUGGUGUCUUCGUGUGGGCGGCUCUGGUGCUCACCUGCCACCAGAUCUACCUGCACCUGCGUUCCUACACUGUGCCCUGUGAGCAGCGCUACAUCAUCCGCCUGCUGCUCAUUGUGCCCAUCUACGCCUUUGACUCCUGGCUCAGCCUCCUCCUCCUCGGUGGCCACCAGUACUACGUCUAUUUCGACUCUGUGCGUGACUGCUAUGAAGCCUUCGUCAUUUACAGCUUCCUGAGCCUCUGCUUCCAGUACCUGGGGGGUGAGAGCACUAUCAUGGCUGAGAUCCGGGGCAAGCCCAUCAAGCCCAGCUGCUUCUAUGGCACCUGCUGCCUUCGGGGCAUGUCCUACUCCAUUGGCUUCCUGCGCUUCUGCAAGCAGGCCACCCUGCAGUUCUGCAUUGUGAAGCCCAUCAUGGCCGUGACAACCAUCAUCCUCCAGGCGUUUGGCAAAUACCACGAUGGAGACUUCAAUGUCCACAGCGGCUACCUGUAUGUGACCCUGGUCUACAACACCUCCGUCAGCCUGGCCCUCUACGCGCUCUUCCUCUUCUACUUUGCCACCAGAGACCUCCUGCAGCCCUUCGAGCCAGUCCUGAAGUUCCUCACCAUCAAGGCAGUCAUCUUCCUCUCCUUCUGGCAGGGACUACUGCUGGCCAUCCUGGAGAGGUGUGGGGCCAUUCCUGAGGUCCAGGUCAUCGAUGGCACCAGGGUGGGAGCUGGCACACUGGCCGCCGGCUACCAGAACUUCCUCAUCUGCAUCGAGAUGCUCUUUGCCUCUGUAGCCUUGCGCUACGCCUUCACCUGCGAGGUGUAUGCAGAGAAGAAGAACUCCCCAGGCCCCCCAGCACCCAUGCAGAGCAUCUCCAGUGGCCUCAAGGAAACUAUCAGCCCCCAGGACAUCGUGCAGGACGCCAUCCACAACUUCUCCCCUGCCUACCAGCAGUACACACAGCAGGCCACACAUGAGGCCCCAGUGCCUGGCCAGGGUGGGCACUCCUCGCCCAGUACCCACCCUGACACUGCCUGUGACUCUGGUGGAGGCCGGAGGAACCAGAAAUUGGAGAAGCGCAUGCUGAUCCGCUCAGAGGAUUUGUAGGGACCUGGGCUGCCCAAUCAUCUGGGAUGAAUAAGAGCCUCUCACCAACACUUGCCAAAGGUCUCCGAAGAGCUCUCCUGUCCUGUGUCCAGCCCCAAGCUGGAUGCUCAAUGGGAGCCCUGACCCAGGAAAGGCACUUGGGCACAUCAGACAAGUCUGAGAAUGCACUGGUGUGAUCGGCCAUCAGCCGCAAUAGGCUGCUGAGGGAGAGGUGCUAAUGUGGACCCAGAGAACUUGAGAGUUGGCUCUUUCAUGGACAUGACAGGCACAGAUGCACAGUCAGCCUGGGCAGCUACAGGAAGGGCCACUAAGGAAAAGCUGGGCAGCCUGGUCUGGGCCAGCAGAGGAAUCACAAAUGCUGAGGGCUGGGACCCUCAGGUGGGGCCUGGCAGAGGUCACCUUGGGCACAUGACACAGCCAUCAGGGCAGCCUACUGCCAGAGCCUUGAGCAGCAGGCAAGGCUGGCUGGUGACCUGCUGCUCCCCAUGGAACCACCUUAUUUAUAAACACCUUGGACUUUCUAA
Molecule: messenger RNA, 1947 nt
Organism: Cavia porcellus (domestic guinea pig)
Lineage: Eukaryota; Metazoa; Chordata; Mammalia; Rodentia; Caviidae
Gene: Tmem184a
Product: transmembrane protein 184A
Exons: 9
Coding region: 146-1423 (425 amino acids)
Biological process (GO): transport
Cellular component (GO): early endosome membrane
Molecular function (GO): transporter activity
Source: RefSeq, a predicted model, not a curated record